This is a messenger RNA of Trichoderma asperellum CBS 433.97, 645 nucleotides long. RefSeq lists its product as uncharacterized. The record is from RefSeq and is a predicted model, not a curated record. NCBI's taxonomy places the organism in Eukaryota, Fungi, Ascomycota, Sordariomycetes, Hypocreales, Hypocreaceae.
AUGGUCAAGAAUCGCAAGGAAAAACCCAUCAAGCUCCGCCAGCCCGACCGCUCGGGUCCAACCGAACAGACGCUGCUGCAGCUCGCCGACGAGCAGCAGCUCUUCAAAAAGGCCGCCAAGAGAGAAAAACAGCUUGCUGGAGGCGACGGCGAUGACGACGAAAACGAAGACGAUGAUGAAGAGGGCCAGAUGUCGCCCGGCGCGGAGCGGUUCCUCGAGGCGCUGCUGUACACGUCGACGCUGGCGACGCUGCACCUGACGUUUGACGUCUUGGUGAUGAAUCAGUACGGCACGGCGAUCAAGUGGGACAGGGUGGUGAAGAACGCCGGCAGAGCAUUCAUCGCCUUCUUCUUCCUCUUCUACGCCCUCCACCCCUCCGAGCCCAACGCCACCCUCAUCCCCGGCCUGCCGCGACGCUUCCAGCGGCCCCUCCGCCAGCUGCUCUUCUUCGCCAUGAGCUGCGUCGCCGGCUGCGCCCUCGUCUACACCACAAACUCAAAGGGCUACCUGGCCAACAUGAAGCGCGCGCCGCCGCUGGGGUGCAUCUGGCUGUGGGCCGUCGUCGAGCUGGACCUGCUGUGGGCGGUGCCGAGCCUGGCCGUCACGGGCAUGUACUUGUGGGUGAAUGGCUAUUCGAUUAAAUAA